Messenger RNA from Pocillopora damicornis (cauliflower coral), 2638 nucleotides. RefSeq lists its product as uncharacterized. Lineage: Eukaryota; Metazoa; Cnidaria; Anthozoa; Scleractinia; Pocilloporidae. Gene Ontology annotation, biological process: positive regulation of transcription by RNA polymerase III; snRNA transcription by RNA polymerase II; snRNA transcription by RNA polymerase III. The record is from RefSeq and is a predicted model, not a curated record. Gene Ontology annotation, cellular component: transcription elongation factor complex.
AUGUUCAACAAGAGAGAAUAUCCUUUCUUGUGUUCACCAAGGAAAGUUGUAUUGAACUGUUCAUCCAUCAAAUACGACAUACAACCAAUUGUCUAUUUUUAUGUUAAAAAUUUUAGGAAAUCAUUGUCUCCUACACGUCAGUUGCAAGAUGAGGUGUUUUUCACUCAAGAAAACUACAAGAAAUACUCUUGUCGCCCAUCGUUCGUGGAGUAUCUAGAGAAGCAUCUAAAAUCAGGAAAAGAUCAAGAAAAAAAAGUUGAAUAUAAUCACGAUGACACGAAAGCAGAUGUCUCCAUCUCAAGGAUCCAGGAAGAUUCUGCAAUCACUGAGAAAGGAACCAGAAACAAAGGUGCUCAGAAAGGUGGAGCUAAGAGUGCCCCGGCUUUUUUGGGUCCAUCAGUGGAAUUCCCUGUUUUGUCAAAAGUCAGCCUUGAAAGUCAGAAGAUGUUUGUGGAGAUGUUGGAGAUGUUAAGAUCUGGUCAGCUGGCUAAAGUUGAUUUGCAAGAAAUGAAAGCAGUCCAGGAUAUUAAGAAUACAGUGUUGCUAGAACAAGAGGAAUAUCAAAAGUUUGUACAUAGCCAUGCGAAAGCUAAUCAUCACUUGUACAACUUUGUCCACCCUGAUGUGUGGGAUGACUUUAAGGUAGAUAUUGAUGGAAGAUUGACAGAAAGGGUCUACAAGUGCCAGCGUUACUAUUCCUUGCAUGAAACCAUUGGUUUAUCUGUUGGAGCUGUUUUCAAAUCAGAUGCAGUUCUCACUUUUGAGCAAACACUACUGCAAGUGGGGAAUAUUCCAAAGCUUUCCUUGCCUGAAGACACAAACAUGAUGCUAUUGGAGGUGGGGCUAACUGUUCCAGAAGAGAAGUCAGUGCAAGAAAAGGCCAAGUCCUUCAAGGUUGUGAGUGAGGACCCAAUUGCUGUCAGUCUGGCCAAGAAGCACAAAGUUGACAUUGUGAUCUCAUCAAGUGGACUGGACACUCUCUUGAAUAAUCAGCCUCCUGAUUAUGGCAGGCAGUGGCAGCUGCCUGUCUCUGUUCAACGAGUAGAAGGCGGCCAGGAAAAAAUUUGUACUCACAGAGUGGUGUUUGUCGACAAGCCUUUUCCUCCACAGAAGGUCACACCUCGUGAUGUUAACGUGAAGUUUUACAAGCGUGCCUUGCGCAGGUUAGUGUGUCAUAAAAACAGCGAAGAAAAUAAAACAGGUGAUUGCGACAGAGAAAGAACUAUAAGCUCCAGUGUAAGUGGCACUGAAAUGACGGAGGUGGAAAGAGCGGAGGAAAAUGUUGGAAUUAAAGAGUGUCCUUCCAGCGUGGCAACAACUUCCGAAAGACGAAAGCGUCGAGUUACUGAUGAAGAGAAGCAGUGCUCUGAGGCGAAGAAAUCAAAACUGUCUGAUGGUGCCUCGAAAUCCAAAGUUCAGAAUCUCGACGUAAAUGAAACGUGCAAGAACAACGAUGAAAAAUUCUUCGUUUAUAAUCUGUGGAGAUUCGGAAAGUUAAAAGUCUUGAUACGUUGCAGUGUGGAUGCCUACAGAGAAGAACAAAAUAAACCAAAGUGUUACACUUUUUACAGUGUACUUCCAAAGCUCGAAUACCAACCUAACUUCGGUCACGAAAAAUUGUCGCACAGUGAGGCUGGGCGGUUUUGGCUAAAUAGCUACAUUCGCCAGAACACCAGAAUCAUUUGCGGCAGAAUUAAUGUUUACAAUUCAAAACUGCUGCGAGUUGACGAACUUUCCAUCAACGAUAUUCUUCAACAAGGGACGGGUUUUAAUCCGGCGCAGGGAAUGAAAACGGUGUUUCAGGUUUUCCAAGCGUUGAAGAGAUUGCCUGAGGCCAACUACAUUUUGUCUCACAAAGCAGGAGAGAUCCACGCUUGUCUGUACAAAAGCGUUCAUUCGCAAUCAAGGUCUGUAAAAUCUUCGUAUGAUCUUCACAAAACGCGGGCGCCUGUUAGUAUAACGAAUUACACCGAGGGAGAUAUUACCUACGUUGCUAUAGAUUGUAACUUGUUUAUGCCGUGGCAGAUCAGUCAAAAGAGAAUCCCGUGCACUUUUCCUCCUGUCUCGGACAGAGAAUUAGCCAUGAUGGCAAAAGCCGAGGCGCAACAGAUUGCAGCAAAUACUUCAAAGAAAAGCAAAAAGAAAAGCAAAAAGGGAAAGAAGAGCAAAAAAGGAAAAAACCAGGGGCUUGCAACAAAAAAAUCUAACUCGGGAGCCGGGGCUGAACAGUCAUGGAAAGCUGACAACAAACGCAAACCAGUUACCAAAAGGAAAGCGAAGAUCUUUGCAAGUUUUUACGACACCCAGCCGGCAGAGAAAGAGAGUGAAAUCUUUGCAGUGUCCAGGCGAGCUUCAGGCGCAAUCUCCUAUGAUGAUCUUGAUUUCUAAAGAGAUUUCUAAAGAAAACAAAACAAAAGUUAAGAGAAAAGAUGAAGGAAGAACAAUGAAAGGAGAAAAAAAUGGAGUUAACGAAAAAUCCAUAGCAAAAGUCUUUGGACGCUUCAUUUUUUCCUGCCCAUAUGCAUAAUUAUUCGCUUCCCCCUUACACCCACCCUUGUUACGAUGUUUUGUUUUCUUUGUCUAGCUUUACGUUUGGAAUGUAAUGACAAGAAAAAGCAAUGGACUUCGUAAAGGAGCG